Molecule: messenger RNA, 1534 nt
Organism: Hordeum vulgare subsp. vulgare (domesticated barley)
Lineage: Eukaryota; Viridiplantae; Streptophyta; Magnoliopsida; Poales; Poaceae
Product: SAC3 family protein C
Exons: 7
Coding region: 261-1250 (329 amino acids)
Biological process (GO): mRNA export from nucleus
Cellular component (GO): transcription export complex 2; nucleus; cytoplasm
Source: RefSeq, a predicted model, not a curated record
UUCUCCCUCCACGGCCUCCGCCGCCUCCGCCGCCGCGGUCAUCCCUAGCGCCGCCCCGCCGAUCGUCGGCACCUGUCCCAACAUGUGCCCGGGUAACACCCUUCGUCCAAUGCCUCUCAGCCUGCGCGGAGCUGUUAACCUGUUCGGAGAACCGAAGCUCCCCACCGGGUUCUUGCGGAGCUGACGCCCACCAUCGGUUCAACGAAAUUACGCCAUCAGUUCGUCUAGCUUCAGCAAUUGGUUGACGUUUAAACUCAUUGAUGCUAAUGUUUCUGUUGCAGCUACGGAGAGAGCGCAGAGAGAGCGGCUCCGUGAUCUGGCUAUGUUUGAGCGUGCGAGCAGCGACCCCAUGCGCACGUCCCAUUCCCUCGCGGUCAAGAAGAACUAUCUCGUCUACCAGCAUACAGGCAUCAGAUAUACGCCCUCUUCCAGUCUUGCGAGAAACGAUGGAUUAUCUUUUGCAUUUACUAAAUUCUUCAGAGUACCCAUUUGAGAUAGUUCAUGAUUUCAUAUUCGAUAGAACAAGGUCUGUGAGACAAGAUCUUAGUAUACAGAAUUUGGUGAAUGAUCAAGCUAUUCACAUAUAUGAGGAUGUGAUAAAGUUUCAUAUUCUGUCCCAUCAAAGACUUGCGAGGUCUUGCCAGGAUUCUGAUGCAUCUUCCUUGUGUUACCUGAACACGGAACAAAUGAUGAAAUGCCUUCUUUCUCUGUUUGAUAUGUAUCACACAAUUCAUAAAAUCAAUUCCCAAAGCAAUAAAGAAUCUGAGUAUUAUUCCUUCUUUGUGCUUCUACAUUUGGGUUGCAAGAUACCCAAAAUGGCAAACUCACUCUCUUUUUGGUACAGUCAAUUACCAGCUUCAAUAGUACGAUCAAAGGAAAUGAUAUUUGCUAGAACUAUAUUGAGAUGCUACCACCUUGGGAAUUUCAAGCGUUUCUUUUGCAUGAUAGCAGCUGAAGCAACCGAGCUUCAGUUGUGUUUGUUAGAACCUUUCCUCAAUGAGGUUCGUGCGAGAGCAUUAAUGUACUUCAAUCAUAGUGGCUACAAACUUCAGCACCAUCCUUUGACACAUCUAUCAGAUAUCCUGAUGAUCGAGGAGUUGGAGCUGGAAGAUCUCUGUAGAGUAUGUGGGCUUGAAAUUAGCAGAAGCGGGGAUACUAAAGCAUUUGCUCCCAAACAAACAACCUUCAGCCUACCAACGCUAUUAUCUAAAAGUAGUGGCAUUUACAUCUCGAGGGAGAUCGAAAGAUGAUAAGAGCAUUUUUAUGUUGAAAAAAUCUAAUCUGUAACGUGCGCACCGCUGCGUUUAUGCGGCGGGUCUCCACCCACGUCUGAUUUAUUUUGUUUCUUUUAUUUUCUGAAGCCACUCGUCGGACUUCUUAUAGGCGAGUGAUUAGGUGGUGUGACCAUUUCUAUCAUACAGUGCUACAGUACCCAGCGACAGCAGUGCACGACAUGGUUUGGUACAGUAUGAUGAUUCGGUUUCCGCUGUAGUCCAAAGUACACCACGGCAGUAAAGUUUGCAUGUUAACGCUA